Messenger RNA from Quercus lobata, 3127 nucleotides. RefSeq lists its product as uncharacterized. Lineage: Eukaryota; Viridiplantae; Streptophyta; Magnoliopsida; Fagales; Fagaceae. The record is from RefSeq and is a predicted model, not a curated record. The transcript is spliced from 9 exons. Gene Ontology annotation, biological process: actin crosslink formation. Bases 10 to 2601 code for a protein of 863 amino acids. Gene Ontology annotation, cellular component: actin filament. Gene Ontology annotation, molecular function: actin filament binding; cytoskeletal adaptor activity.
GGCGUAUCUAUGGACCUAUCUUCUUCUUCUUCUUCUUCUUCUUCUUUUUCUUCUUCACCAUCUUCUUCUUCUUCUUCAUCGAGCUUUCGCGAGCUAGACGAUGUGUUCCUCCAGACUCAAACAAGAAUAUGGCUUGGGGAAGUCUUGCAGAUAAGAUUGGAGGAACAGAUGACUGUUUCUGAUUUACUUGCUGAUGGGGAAUUGCUGUUUGAAGUGUCAAAAGUAGUGUGGAAGAUGUUGUUGACAAAUCAUAGGGAGCUAAGACAUGUAAAAGCAUAUAUAAAUGAGCCAUUUGCUUCUAAGAAGAGCAGUGGGAGGUAUAUGCCUUAUUCCAAUGUCGACUCAUUUUUGAAGAUCUGCAAAAUUUUGGGAUUGACUGGCAUUGAUCUCUUCUCUCCAUCAGACGUUGUUGAGAAAAGAGACACUCGAAAAGUUUGUAUGUGUAUACGUUCCUUCUCUAGGAAAGCGAGGUCUAAGCAUUUAAAUGUUCCAGAUUUUGACGUUGUCACAUAUACGGUGGCUAUGCCUACGGAUAUGGUUGGAUGCAUUAGGAGAAGCUGGGAGCUACCUAAGUUCAGCGUUUUGAAUUCUGCUAGUGAAAACAAGAAUAAAGAUUCCAGAGAGAAAUUCAGACAGAAACAUACAAUUGCCAACUUCAGAAGAAAUUAUGACAUGCAUUCAGAGGAUUCCAAUGGCACUGAAAUUAAUCAUAUGGUAGAUAUUCAAAACCAAGAAAAGAUUGAUUAUUCACAAUGUCAAUUGGAAUCACCAUGUACGACCAAACCAGUGGGAUCUCUAUGCACACAGUGUGGGGAAUGUGAUCAUCUGCUGAAUAAUUCAUUAUCUCCGUCCUCCAUCGAUUCACAGAUCCACUUAAGUGAUGGAGUUUCUCCUAUAAGAAGUCAAGUCAAAGAUAGCAAUGAAAUUUCUGAAAUGGAUGUUCUUUAUUAUAAUUGCAGCCGGGGAUAUGGCACUUUCAUUAUGGAGGAGUCUAUAAAUGACUAUACACCAGCAUGUCGUUAUUUUGCUAAUCAGUUGCAUGGAACUGACAGCAGUGACCCUGUAUUGUAUAAUGGUGAGGACAGAGUGCUGAAUGCAUCCUCAAGUGUUGAUUCUCAUUGCUCAAACUCAACCACAAGAAUUUUUGAAAUUGAACCUAAGAGGAGACUUGCAGACAUGUUUGAUGGCGUGGAAGUAUCAUCUGUUGCCAGCAUGAGCUCUGUGUCAGAUGCAGUGCUAAACUUGGACUCGGAAGAUCGAUUUGAUACAGAUGAUGAUUCCAAGAUUGCCCAAUUUCCUGAAUUUCAGAAUGAAAAGGCUGGUUUCCUGGCCAAGAAAACCGCUAGAGGACACAGAUCGCAGGACAUUGUAAAAUAUGAGACCCAGGUGGACAGUUUAACACCUGAUUCUGAAAAGGCACAUUUUUGCAUGGAACUUGAGGAUAAAGGCUCCUCUACCAAGCUUUUGCCACUGUACCCUGAUCCAUUAAAUGUGACUGGUCAUCCAGAUCAUGUUGUUUUAUAUGACAGUGGUGUCUGUAUGUCUCAUGUGCAUUCAGAUGUAUAUGAUGAAGACAAACUGUCCCAAAUAGACUCAGAUGCUUUGAAGAAUGUGGAUUGCAUGCUACCAAGUCAGUCUCAUUUUCCACUUGAAUUUCAUAAAUGGGAUCUUAAAGGCAAAUGUGCAACUGCUAUGGUAUUGAAUGAAAAUGCUGGUCAAGGAGCUUCUCUGGUAUCUGUUUCAGAGGAUGUUUCACUUGGGGAAACUCUCCAUCAUAUGCCAGCUAAAGCUUCACGAGAUGCUUUCCAGAUCAAGGAUCUGAAAUCCUUUGUUGGAGAUAAUGAUAAGAUGUUUGGUUCAAUUGUGGUUAAUUUGGACCCUAAUGCCAAGAACCAGCGAGAUGGAUACUCUCAGGGGGUUUAUCUCAAUGAUAUCCUGGAUGGAACAUAUGAUGAUUCAAGUGCUUCACCCAAUACUGUAGCUGAUGAAGGGAGUGAAAAGUGUUCAAAAUUAAGUAGUAUAGAAUAUGAUAGUUGUUUACAGAACCAGGAUAAAAUUGGAGAUAUAGGAGGCCGAGUUAAUUGCAUGUCAGAUAUGGUAACUGUGGAUAACUCUGCUGUCCACCAUAAUUCUGUCAUUCUUGCCAACCCUAGUGAACCAACAUUGGAUGAAGAUUCCUGCUUAAAAAUUGAAAGUUCAGAAAAUGUAGAUAAAAAGGGACAUCAAGCAUGUACAUCCCUGAAGGAUCCUUUUUAUUGUUCAGAACAAAUGGACAAGGUGUACAGCCAAGAUGACAGAAUAGAUGGAAAGGCGACUACAUUGGGAGUCGAGGAUUUAGACAGAACCAAGCAUGUUGGUGAGGGAACACCAAAGUGCAAGCCCCAUAAAAGGCUACUGCUGAAAUCAGUUGUAAGCGGCACUGCUGCUUUUGGCUUGAUGUUUCUCGUGUUCCACCUCAGGAAAAGUGGCAGCGAGAAAGGAGGGGUACCAAAUAUUAAAUCUAGUCAGAUGUUGAAAGCAAAUGGUGGGAAAUCCUCAUUACAAAAGGGAGGUAGAGCAAAUGGGAUUUAUCCAGCUGAAAAGCUUAAAUUUGGAGAUUAAAUUAUGAAUAUACAAGAUAAGAGGUGAUAAUUAAUUGUUCAAACAAUGUUUCAAGGUCGGAUAAACGACGAUCUGGAAGCCAAAAUGAUGGCUGAGUUCAACUCCAUCAUGUUGCUUGUAGCUCAUGGCAGCCUGCUAUUGGUAAGCGGCUGAAAUCUAGAAGAAUGGUUGGGCCAACAAGGUGCCUGAGUUGUGAAAAGGGGAGGAAGAUUGGAUUUCCUCUGUAUCCAUCCUUGCCAUUGAGGCUUUAGUAAAAUAAGAUUGGAACUAGAACUGACAAUGAUUCCGCCGCAAUUUAUCAAAUGAAGCGAAAAAGAAAGAAACCAAGAGCGUGUAAUUUACAAAAGACGAAGUUCUGUAAUUAUUUUACAUCUUGUGGUAAAGAAGUACUACGUCGAGCUGCUACCAUAUUUUUGACACAUUCACACAAACUGGUUCUUGGUAUAAUAUUAUAUUCUAGUAUAUUUGUAUAAAUUGGUAGACCAUAUUUUUAUAAAAUACUAUGGCCGACUGUGGUUUUAAGUUA